Molecule: messenger RNA, 1170 nt
Organism: Gregarina niphandrodes
Lineage: Eukaryota; Apicomplexa; Conoidasida; Eugregarinorida; Gregarinidae
Product: putative transmembrane protein
Exons: 1
Coding region: 1-1170 (389 amino acids)
Source: RefSeq, a predicted model, not a curated record
AUGUAUGGAUGGACUUGUAUGGUGAAGCUGUUUUGUGGUUACUUAUAUGGUUACUUCAAUACAUCGGUAUCUCAGGGUACGUCGUCAGGCGUAUCUGUGUCCCCUGGACUGUUCAUUUUAUUGCCAUUACCGUACCUCGUGUUUGUGUUGCGCGGUGCGUUCCAAUUACUACCUCGUACACUGACUGCUCGGACAGGUGGCCGCGAUGGUCGUUCAAGUGUUGUAACUUCGUCCGGCGUGGGACCAGUGUCGACAGCGCCGACAAAUUUACCGGUAGAUCGCAAGGUUCACCAUGCGGGUGCGAGCGGUGGAGUCUCUACGGGCGGUAUAGGGCAAAUCGCUGACCCAGUUGACGGCGGUGGUCUGGACCGCUCGGCUGGUGCACGAUACGGUCACGAUUGGGGUUUACAUACACACAACUUAUCCCAGCGCGAGUUCGGUUGUCAACCAUUUGGUGUGCUCGAAGCCCUGUUGACGGACAUGGUCAUCGCGGUGAUGCUCGACUUAACGGACACGCUAACCAUAAUCGAUCUGCUACCCGCCAUUAGCGCAAUCGACGACCCCUGGUCGGCCAUUAUUGCCUACGUAGUCUGUGCCUGCACGUUGGCAACUUGGUUCAUGCAUUCGACCGCAUAUCCUACCUCCGAAAGCGAUGUCCUUAUUACCCGGAAAACCGUAUGCAUGACCAGCAUCUGGAUGUGCGACCUACCCUUUCUUAGCAUCCGCCUUCUAGUCUGGUGGCUAGCCCCCCUCUAUCCCGGUCUCCAGGGCAUGGUCCUAAAAAAUGUCAUCGGAAUCCCUCUUUGGCUCAUCAGACUGAGACACUGCCGGGACCUCGAGAUUGACACUGAUAACGUCAAUGAACAAAUCACACACCAAAUACUUACACAUGAAACGCAACAUCAUGCAAACCGACGUUUCGCCACACACAGGUUACAGGGAUUCCGCAGCGCACGCUCUAAAAGCCACACAGCAUCGCUGCUCUUCGGCGUCGAAGAAAACCCCCAAGACAUGACACGGGAGAGCAGAGCGAUCCACUGGACCAACUCCUACAGCAAAGUGAAGAAGAAAACCGACCCAGAGUCAAAUUUGGGGAUGGCGAUACCGACUCUGAACUCUCGUCGCGAUCUGAUGACCAAGAUGCACCAAACGAACGGGACGACGACCUGA